Molecule: messenger RNA, 4183 nt
Organism: Triplophysa rosa
Lineage: Eukaryota; Metazoa; Chordata; Actinopteri; Cypriniformes; Nemacheilidae
Gene: txnrd2.2
Product: thioredoxin reductase 2, tandem duplicate 2
Exons: 17
Coding region: 16-1563 (515 amino acids)
Biological process (GO): glutathione metabolic process; cell redox homeostasis; cellular response to oxidative stress
Cellular component (GO): cytosol; mitochondrion
Molecular function (GO): flavin adenine dinucleotide binding; glutathione-disulfide reductase (NADPH) activity; thioredoxin-disulfide reductase (NADPH) activity
Source: RefSeq, a predicted model, not a curated record
CUUCUUCCAGUUAGCAUGGCUGUCUUCAGCAGAGGAAGGCAGAAGAUCAAAGCUCUCUGCAGCCUAAAGACUUUAAUUUGUACACGAAACUUGACAGCAGGGAAGUUUGAUUAUGAUCUGGUGGUUAUUGGUGGAGGCUCUGGAGGGUUGGCGUGUUCAAAAGAAGCUGCCCAAUUAGGACAGAAAGUAGCUGUCUUGGACUAUGUAGAACCUUCACUUAAAGGCACAAAGUGGGGUCUUGGUGGGACGUGUGUAAAUGUUGGCUGUAUUCCGAAGAAGCUUAUGCAUCAGGCUGCAUUGCUUGGCACUGCAGUCAAAGAUGCUAAAAAGUAUGGCUGGCAAAUCCCAGACACCCUGUCACAUGACUGGCCAACAAUGGCAGAAGCUGUCCAGAAUCAUGUGAAAUCACUAAACUGGGGUCACAGGGUUCAACUACAGGACAAGAAGGUGAAGUAUCUAAAUAUGAAGGGCAGUCUCGUGGAUAAACACACAAUCAAAACAGUAAAUGCCAAAGGGAAAGAGAUGACAGUGUCUGCCAAAAACAUUGUGUUAGCCACUGGUGGACGGCCAAAGUAUCCCACACAUGUUCCAGGAGCUGCAGAGUUUGGAAUCACGAGUGAUGAUGUCUUCUGGCUCAAAGACUCUCCCAAAAAAACGUUGGUUGUCGGUGCCAGCUAUGUAGCAUUGGAAUGUGCCGGCUUUCUCGCUGGCAUUGGACUGGACACCACUGUGAUGGUGCGCAGUAUCGCCCUCCGGGGGUUUGAUCAGCAAAUGGCUGGUUUAGUCACAGACUACAUGGAGGCAUAUGGCACCAAGUUCUCCUGGAGGUGUACGCCGAAAAAAGUAGAAAAGCUGUCAUCUGGGCUUCUUCAGGUCACGUGGACGGAUCUAAAAACAAAAGAGGAACAUCGAGAUACCUUUAACACAGUGCUGUGGGCUGUAGGCAGAGCCCCCGAAAUCAGGACCCUUAAUUUGGAGAAGGUCGGCGUCGAGACCAACAAAGAAACCGGGAAAGUAAUCGUGGCCCCUGAUGAAGCAACAUCCGUGCCGAACAUUUACGCUAUCGGGGACAUCGCCGAGGGUCGUCCUGAGUUGACCCCGACCGCCAUCAGGGCCGGAAAGCUCCUGGCCCACAGACUGGUGGGCCAAUCUACUGAGCUCAUGAACUAUGAAAACGUGGCCACUACAGUGUUCACUCCGCUGGAGUACGGUUCUGUAGGUCUGUCUGAAGAAGAGGCAGAGAGAAGACAUGGCAAAGACCACAUUGAGGUGUACCAUGCGUUCUACAAACCGUUGGAGUUCGCAGUGGCCCUAAGAGAUUCCAGUCAGUGCUACAUUAAGGUGGUUUGUUUAAGAGAAGCCGGGCAGCGUGUACUAGGUCUCCAUUUUACCGGGCUGAAUGCUGGUGAGGUCACACAAGGCUUUUCUUUAGGCUUCCAGUGUGGGCUUACCUACACUCACCUGAGAAAUACGGUCGGGAUUCACCCCACCUGUGCUGAGGAGCUGACAAAACUCAAUAUCACGAAACGCUCUGGUCUGGACGCCACGGUAACGGGCUGCUGAGGUUAAGCAUCCCCUCCCUGAUCGCACGAGCACACGGGAAUCUACUGUGUGAUGUCAUAGCCGGGUGCAAAAUGAAAGAUGCCGAACUCUAACGAUACAGGGUCGUAACCUUGACCUUUAAACCGUCGACUUAAUGCAAAUCCAGCACAGAAAUACUCAUCUAAUAUUUAGUUUUACUACCGUCUAUGAUUUGUAUAGUAAAGGUCAGUGUUUUACAUAUUAACCUUCCCAAUAUCACAUUCCAGAGGACUCCUUCACCUCAACUGUAAUGCAUUGUUUUCAAACCAAAUCCAGGCCACUUCUGCUGGCUUUUUACCCUGGGUCACGAUAAUCCAAUAAGGUCCUCGUGUUUGCUCUACGGAGAUCCAGGUUAGAGCAACACCAACCACUGCGAACGAAUAAACACGGCCAUAAAUCAGGAUUAAGGCCCCGUUACGGUUUGCUGAAAUGAGAACCGUAAGAGAAAGUGGCCUAAUGUUUCUGAAAUAUAUUCUGCAAAUGUUGUUGUUUCUCCGGCUGUACUUCCUGUCCAUUAGUCAUGCGCCAGUCUUGACACUGAUGAAUGGGAUAGGCCCGUCGCUACGGUGACCCCACCCCGUUUCCCAGGGACGUAGACAAACACUCGGCGAGCAGCGUGUCAGUCAAACGCAGAGGCCGGUCGUGGACAGAGUGAGCGCUUGUUUAGUCCUGGACUUUAGGAGGUUCCCUACAGCACAGGGAGAAUAACAUACUGCCCUAAACAUCUACAGGGCCGGGGCGAGAUCGUGGUAGUACCACAAGUGCCCUGAAGGUGGCGGUAUUACCUUCUUUUUCCAUUAAUCCUGCUCGCGUUUGGAAGGGGUGCAAAUGUCUGGAUGAGGUCUGAAGCGUUUAGUCAUUAUGAGCUCAAGUCACAGUUAAUCACUGGCAGAAUUUAAGAUGAAUUGAACACUUACUGGGCGUUCUGGCUUUCACAGGUUUAGCUUAUCUGUUGUUUGUGUACUCGGCUAAUAGCUUCGGCCAGCGCUCCUGCCGCACGCUUUUGAGAGUACUUACACCAAAACUAUUCCCAAAAGUUGAAUUCAUUUCGUGGCAGGAAAUCUGUAACGUUCCCCGUUUGCGUCCAAACCAGGUAAAGUUGCAAAACCUGCCAAUUUAAAGGGAUAGGUCACCUAAAAAUAUUCACCCUCGUGUGAAGACCUGUGACUCUUCUGUGAAACACAGAAGAAGAUAUUUUGAGAAAUACAGGUUUGGAAUGACAUGAAUGUGGAUAAAUGAUGAAAGUAUUCAAGUUUGGGUGAACUGUCCCUUUAAAUAUAUAUUACAAUAACAUCUGUAGAACAUUACUUUUAUUCAUUUACUUUUGUGUGCACAGUUCACUGUAGUUCAAACCCUGAUCCAACUCACCUGCCUGUAGUUUUCAGGUUUACCUGAACGCCAUGAUUUAGAUGGUGAAGGUGUAUUUAUUUAAGUUGGGAAACUUUGCAGGACCGUGGCGCUCUUCAAGCAAUAUCGAUUUGUGCUAAAUCGAUAUUGAAAUCAGCUUUAGAAAUGCUAGCUAUAAUUCCUAUGUCAGGAUCUUAAAUCCCACCGGUAAAAUGAGUGAAAUUAACCUUAAAAUGAGUCAUUUAGUCAUGUUGUUUCAAACCUUUAUGACUUAUUUUAUUUAAGAACACCAAACGUAUUUUGUCAACUCUUUCCCAAAUAAUGAACGUGAAUGUGGAGUGGGCCAUGCAGUAGUUUUGUUUUCAUCAUAUAGAAAAGUUUGUGUCAUUUACGGAAGAAUGUCGUACAGGUUUAGAAAAACAUAAUGGUGAGAAACGGAGAAAAUGCCAUUUAAGGUACAAUUAUGGUCAAAUUUGACAACUCCAGAGGAAAUAUGUAAGAGUUUCAACAAGAGAUACACAAACUCCUGCGCUGGAUUCAUGAGAAUGCCAUUGAGUUACAAGUGAGGUUCUGUGUUGGAAAGAGUUUGUUUUUGUUUGAAGUCUAAUCUGCCCCGGCUCUGAUUAAUGAGCUUAAGAGCCGAGUGACAGGUUGCCGUGGUGAUGGAGAGGAGCACUGCGCUACCAGGUUUAUUUGUACCCGGGGCCGAUGGGAGCGAGGGGGGUACCAUGUGCUCGACUCAGGGAUGGGGUGCUGAAUGAAGACCCCUGACCCCAACACAGUACCACCAACAGCUUUGCUGUAUCAACACACACACACACACACACACACACACACACACAGCUGAUGGGCGGGCCUGCAACACACAAUGCAAAAUAUGCAGACGUUUGUAAGUGAUUCAUGUUUAUACGCAAGUAUUCACGUUCUGAAUAUAUAUAUUUUUUUGCAUUCAAAUUCUGUCCAGUGGGUUUACAGAUAUGUAACCCGCAGGCCAUCUUGAGACAGCAGCCCCCAGCAGUGCUCAUACACACACACACACAAACACACACACAGAAGGGUCAGGGUUCAACUUUCAAGGGCCCAGCUAAUGAUGACUUGCGCUAAAAGCCCAUACUGGAGAGGGCAAGUCUGAUGUCACCUGGCGUCCGAUUUUUUUUGUAAAUAGAGAAGCCCAGUUUGCCAUCGAGGCUUGCACUGGAUAAUUUAUGUGUGUGAUAAAAUAUGAAAUAUACACUUGCGAUAUUAAAGUAUUGAC